GCAAGGGCUAGCUCUUUUAUUCCCAGCCUGUCACAGAUGGAUACUUUCACAAAUACAAAAGCAUGCUUGGGUAUUGUGAUGGUGGCAGGAUGCUAUGGAAGUUUCUGGAUGCUUACUCUCGCUUUCUGUACUUACCUCAUUGUGGUCACACAGGGGGCAUUCUCUGUCUGAAGACCACACUUUGAGAAGCGCUGAUCUAAGCCAGUUUGUAAUGGAGUGGUCACCGUUUGUUCUGGAAUCUUCCACAUGCUUACGCUGAGCACCCAUCCAGUCCACCGUCCAGGUGCCCAGACUCUUGGAGCAGGUCUCCAUCUGCAGAGCUCCUUGCCACGCCUCCGACUGUAAAUGGUUCUGGCUGCACUGGUUCUUGUUGAAUCACUCUGUGCCCUGGCUGGUUUAUCCCACGGCUCACCCAGGAGGAGGGUGGAGCCAUCCUUGUGCACACAGGCUCUGGGCCUUGGGUUCAGGAACCGCUGCCCCUGUCUUGCUCUGAAGCUCUCACUGGUGACCACUUCACUCCAGGCUUCCUUGGUGCCCAUCAGCCCUUGGGGGGCUGCAGCAGGCACUUGGCUGCCCCCGAAACGGAGGCCACCUUCUAUCCACCCAGACUCUCCCUCCUGCUCAGGUACCAGAUCCCCAGGAGCUGCAGGGCUCACUAGCAGAGAUUCCUCUGUCCUGGAUGGCACAGACAGCCAGACCGGGAAUGAUGAAGAGGCUUUCGACUUUUUUGAGCAGCAAGACCAAGUGGCGGAAGAGGGUCCUCCUAUCCAGGGCCUGAAGGGCGAAGAUGCUGAGGAAUCCUUGGAGGAGGAGGAGGCACUGGACCCUCUGGGCAUUAUGCGCUCCAAGAAGCCCAAGAAACAUCCCAAAGUGGCCAUGAAAGCCAAGCCCACGCCCCGGCUCACCAUCUUUGAUGAGGAGGUGGACCCUGACCAGGGGCUCUUUGGCCCGGGCAGGAAGCAGUUCCCACAGGGCCCCUCGGAGGAUGUGUCAUCCAUGGACCCCCUGAAGCUGUUUGACGAUCCUGACCUCGGCGGGGCCGUGCCCCUGGGUGACUCCCUCCUGCUGCCGGCAGCCUGUGAGAGUGGAGGGCCCACGCCCCGCCUCGGCCACAGGGAUGCCUCCAAGGAACUGUUCAGAGUUGAAGAGGACUUGGACCAGAUUCUGAACCUGGGGGCUAAGCCCAAACCCAAGCCCCAGCCUAAGCCCAAGCCACCAGUGGCAGCUAAGCCGGCGAUACCCAGAAAACCAGCUGUUCCCCACAAAGCGGGCCUGGCUGAAGCUGUGGCUGGGCAGCAGAAGCCGCAGGAGCAGAUCCAAGCCAUGGACGAGAUGGACAUCUUGCAGUACAUCCGGGACCACGAUACGCCGGCCCAGGCAGCACCCAGCCUCUUCUGACGCUUCCGUGCUGGCCCCUGGCCCAGCAGGCCUGUCUGUGGGGACAUCUGUGUGAAGGGAGGGGACUGUGCCCUGCAGGGUCAGAACCUCCGCACCCCCGAGGGAGGCCGGGUGGAAGCCUGAGUCACAGCACCCAGAACUGCAUGGUUCCAUUUUCUCCUGGGCUGUGGGACCAAAGUAGAACCCUGCAGGCUGUGGGAGUGGCUCUCACCCUAGGAACCGGAGCCCAACUUGUCUUACUCCCCGUGGACAUGGAGGGGAGGGAGGGUGUGCCUUGCCAACCAGGAGCCCAGCCCCAAGGAUGAAGCAAGACAUGUGGGGCCCCAGCGAGGUGUCACGUGGGGCAGGGGAGCUUCAUGCCCUUGGGUUCUGCCAGUCCCAGCACAGACACAAACUGGGACUGGGCCUCUAGCCCGUCUCUGCCUCUGUUUGCAUAGUAAGAAGGAGUGAUCAGCAUCCUCCCCUUCCCCUACCCUAAGCAGCAGCCUGGGUGACUCACUGUCCUGGGCCUGGUGGUGGGGGGGUCCCCAAGCCAAAUUACUCCAGGGUCUCUGCUCCUCGUGGCUGCCAGGGGCCUGCAGGGUCUGGGUGGGUCUCCCAGGAGAGGGAUGCUGAGGGGGAGAUCAGCUGUCUGGAGUGUUCUGAUGCAAGUCUCUCCUGAGCCUCCUCUUGAUACGAGCUCUAAAGGGAGAAGUCAGGCCCAGCCCUGCCUCUCCAGGGUGCAAACGGCCCUGCCAGGCCCCAGUUCUUCCUCCCUCCUCCUUUCCCAGGAAAGGGCAGCCCAGUCCAUGGCCUUCUUGGGCCUCUGGGCACAGAGCCAACGUUCGUCAUUGCAGCUCUCACAAACUGGGUCAUAGCAUUCCCCACAGCUCAGCCUGGAGCCUGGGCAGGGCUCCCAGCCUGCACUGCCUCCCACUGCCAGCGGGGCGUGAUGCUCUCAGGCUUCUGUCCCGAGGCCUUCGCCAUCCUCAGGGUCUGGACUUGGUCAGUGGCCUUUCACCAGUGGAGCUGCCUUCCCAGGGAGAAGAAGCCGUGCGCCAGGGCAGGGCCCGUGCCUUAGACUUCUCCCGACCCCCAGAGCCCUGGCACACAGGUCUGGGCACCACACAGUGCUUUGGAAAUUCUCAGUGAAUGAUGUUUAAUAAAGCAAAAAAUGUCAAGCUGUC
Molecule: messenger RNA, 2564 nt
Organism: Chlorocebus sabaeus (green monkey)
Lineage: Eukaryota; Metazoa; Chordata; Mammalia; Primates; Cercopithecidae
Gene: HS1BP3
Product: HCLS1 binding protein 3
Molecular function (GO): phosphatidylinositol binding
Source: RefSeq, a predicted model, not a curated record